This is a messenger RNA of Alosa alosa (allis shad), 420 nucleotides long. RefSeq names its product NADH dehydrogenase [ubiquinone] 1 beta subcomplex subunit 1-like. The record is from RefSeq and is a predicted model, not a curated record. The transcript has 3 exons. Lineage: Eukaryota; Metazoa; Chordata; Actinopteri; Clupeiformes; Clupeidae. Gene Ontology annotation, cellular component: mitochondrion. The coding region runs from base 111 to 287 and encodes 58 amino acids.
CAACCAUGGUAUCGCCUAAUGACCUCCUCAAGAAGCACUUGUCUGGCCUGAAUUCUGAACCAACAUAGCUUGCUAUCAAGUUUGACGAAGGACCUAAAGGGCAAGGAGUCAUGGUGAAUUUCGCGGCCCUUGUGCGCGAGCAUUGGAUGCAAACCCUUGUGCCUAUUGGCAUUAUUAUGGGUAUCUACCUGGACAGGUGGAAUGACAGCAGACUAACAGCAUUCAGGAACAAGAGUGCUUUAUACAGCAGGGAACUGAAGCCUGGUGAGGAGGUCACCUGGAAGUGAUGCAGCAAGAAAGACCAUAUCAUCCCUGAGUCCCUUGUGUGUGUGGAAGGGUUUCUAUUUCGUCCUCAAAUUGAGGCCUGUUAAAAGCUGUUUCUUCCCUAGAUGUUGACCAAUAAAAUGUUAUAAUAAUAGA